This is a messenger RNA of Haemonchus placei, 798 nucleotides long. The record is from the annotation of a GenBank genome assembly. NCBI's taxonomy places the organism in Eukaryota, Metazoa, Nematoda, Chromadorea, Rhabditida, Trichostrongylidae.
AUGACUAUCCGUCUUAAGCGGCCACGUGUAUACUAUGCCUUUAUUUUACUGGUCAUUUCAACAUCGCUAUCCAUUUAUUUCAUUAACAAUCUGCUUCAUAUAGGGGAACCAGAGACAAUCCUAUCUAAAAAGGAUUUUUUGAAUUUAGCAAUAUCGAAAUAUGGCCAAGAAAGGAUUGUGGAGAGUGCGGAGCAAGACCGACUCUAAACGAUGGCUGCUGAAUCGAAGUCAGUUUGCCAAAAAUACAUUGGAAUAUGCGAUAAUGGAAGCUGCUCUUCUCGGUAGAGGCCUUUCACUGCUCACAAGCACUCCUGCGGAUGUGCUUAUUAUUGGCAUUGGCAGUGCAACAAUUGCGAAUUUUAUUCAGUAUCAUUAUCACCAGUCUAACAUAACAGUACUAGAAGAAAGAGCAGAUGUGGCGCACUUUCUAAUCGACUGGUUCCAAAUCAUCCCGGGCCCGAGGCUUGGAAUAAUAGUGCCAGAUAAGCAAGAGCCACUUGGUACGAUCAUAGAGAAUCAAGAUUCUAAAUAUCAUGUCGUCUUCUACAAUAUGUGCCCUCAAAGCAUCGCUAGUGGAUCGUGCCCUGACGAGAGGACUCUAUCUGAGCACAUCAUACGCACUAUGGUCAAACGUGUUGGUGAUCAGGGAGGGUUCAGUCCAAUCGAUCAUAUCCACACUCUUACCAGACUCAUUGAAGUAUCGCGAGAGUAUAAAAUGCCGCUAUGUCGUUCACGUUCAUCAACAUGAGGAAGACCUUUGAUAUCAUUGAGACAGAACCGACGACAUCGUACCUAUAA